GGAAAGAAUGACUGGUCUCUUCACGGUCUCUGAUCCGGAACUCAAUGUCCUGGUACCCCGGAAGAAGUGGCUUUAGCUCUAGGAGCGAGUUCUUUGUACGGAAGAAAAGGCGAGGGAAUCGAGGGAAGGUCCUGUAGAUGCUCUACAGAUCCUUCAUUAUGGAAUAUUUAACUAAUCCCGGUGCACUGAGUUUGGCUGCUGGUGUUGCAUGCGGAAUGUGCCUGGGCUGGAGCCUACGCGUACGCUUUGGGAUGAUUCCCAAAACUUCUGUGAUUGAGAAAGACAAAGAAACUGGACCAGAAGCAAGCAUCUUAGGAGAGAGUGGGGAGUACAAAAUGAUUCUUGUGGUUCGAAAUGACCUGAAGAUGGGGAAAGGGAAAGUGGCUGCCCAGUGCUCUCAUGCUGCUGUUUCUGCCUACAAGCAAAUUCAAAGAAGAAACCCUGAUUUGCUCAAACAGUGGGAAUAUUGUGGCCAGCCCAAAGUUGUGGUCAAAGCCCCUGAUGAAGAAACUCUGGUUGAAUUACUGACCCAUGCAAAAAUGUUGGGACUAACUGUAAGUUUAAUCCAAGAUGCAGGACGUACUCAGAUUGCUCCAGGCUCUCGGACUGUCCUAGGAAUUGGGCCUGGACCAGCAGACCUAAUUGACAAAGUUACUGGUCACCUAAAACUUUACUAGGUGGAUUUGUGUAUGAUGAUGGACCUACUAUCACAAGUGUUUUAAACUGUCUAAAUCUCACAAUAAAAGCUGUAUAUCUUA
This is a messenger RNA of Erinaceus europaeus (western European hedgehog), 758 nucleotides long. RefSeq names its product peptidyl-tRNA hydrolase 2 (gene PTRH2). The coding region runs from base 138 to 677 and encodes 179 amino acids. NCBI's taxonomy places the organism in Eukaryota, Metazoa, Chordata, Mammalia, Eulipotyphla, Erinaceidae. Gene Ontology annotation, biological process: negative regulation of anoikis; positive regulation of anoikis. Gene Ontology annotation, cellular component: mitochondrion; cytosol. Gene Ontology annotation, molecular function: peptidyl-tRNA hydrolase activity. The record is from RefSeq and is a predicted model, not a curated record. The transcript has 2 exons.